AUAUCUUUAUCAGGUUGAGCUAUACUUAUAGCAGAAGUUCUUAUCAGUUGAUCAAUUGAAGCAGUUCAGUUGAAAGUUAUCAGCAGAAGAAUAGUUUGUGAAAAUGGGUUCUCUCAUGGCAGGUUGGGAUUCUCCCGUCCAAGAUCCUAAAGUUGAGAAGUUGCGGAGAAAUAGUUCAUUAACAAGAGAAGAAAUUCAGGCCUUCUGGAAAUCCAAAAAACAAAAGGAGGAGGAACAUCUCAGAGACAUUUCCAUGUUAUCCCCACGCAGUCAGGAAAACGUAUUUGAGGAUGCCAGAAUGAGAAAUGGAAGAUCGGAUUCUUUGCCAGCACAGGACGCAAAGGAAGAGGACUUGGACCCGGAAACUGCAUCAAAUCUGGAGAAAUUGAUUCUAAAGCACGGCUGGUGGAUUAGCAGCAACUCGGCGUUUCUAAACGAGCCGCCGGUGAUUGCAGGAGAAGGGCCUCGUUACAAGUAUGCAUCACAGUUCCAUGUAGCAACUAUGGCUUCCUCAAAGACCAAUAACGCCCCAGCUCCAACUGGAGUUGGGGCAUGAGGCCUCCUCCUCUGGCCUUCAGCUGAAUAUUAUUUAGCUGUCCAUCAUCAUCUUUCAUGAGAUGCUGUGCCCAAAUAUGAAACAAUUGAGGCACUGAUCAGUAAUAGGUGUGGGAUAUUGUUAGGCUUGUCAUCCUUUUUCUUUUCUUUUCUUUUUUUCCUUGUAUAUAUAAGUGAUUUUGUGCUUUGAUCUGAGGAUUGUGAGUUUUUAACGCUGUACAUAUUCCCUAUGAAUGUAAUGUAAUCAUCAAGCUAAGACAUAGCUUUCCUCUU
This is a messenger RNA of Coffea eugenioides, 828 nucleotides long. RefSeq lists its product as uncharacterized. Lineage: Eukaryota; Viridiplantae; Streptophyta; Magnoliopsida; Gentianales; Rubiaceae. The record is from RefSeq and is a predicted model, not a curated record. The coding region runs from base 104 to 556 and encodes 150 amino acids. The transcript is spliced from 4 exons.